Molecule: messenger RNA, 1491 nt
Organism: Sclerotinia borealis F-4128
Lineage: Eukaryota; Fungi; Ascomycota; Leotiomycetes; Helotiales; Sclerotiniaceae
Source: the annotation of a GenBank genome assembly
AUGCGUCAAAGAAUUACUUUCCUUCAGCAGCCUCAGGAUGCAGUUGAUCCUCAGAAUAUCAUAGUCUCCAAGAAGUCGAUCACAGCAAAACAUAUAAAAGCUGCGAGAGAGGACCGAGUAACCUUGAGCUUUAGUGAACUUCCUCAAGAAAUAUAUCGGGUCUUGAAAGCAUCCCAUGAGCUUCAUAUCCGAUGGGUCAGUCCAACCCAAUAUGAUACAGCUUCACCUCUACUUUCAAGACUUUCUCCGGGCCUUCAUGUGUUCUAUAGUCCACAGAGGAAUAGCAAUAAUUCAGAUCUCUUGUGUCCUGCUUUAAGAAAAAUAUUCGGAGAAAUCGAUUGUGUGUCUCCUGAUGACUCAUUUACAAAGCUGUCCGUUGAACGAUUUGCUUCAAAUGCUGCAACACAAUAUUAUCAACCUCUUGAGGAUCUCACAAACCUUGUUGAGUAUAUACAGCAAAAGAUUUGUAAUGAUUCAGAUAAAGAGUGUCUCUUGAGGGCCAAUACUCUUCUUCAUGCAUCUUCUGUUGAUAUAGAUUUUGACGCAAUAUCUCAUGCCAUGAACACAGUUGCCUAUUGGGAACCUCAAACAUGGGAUCUUGAAGUCACAAAUUUAGCAUCAAAAGACCGUGUAGAAGUUGGCAUACUGUCCGUUGAAACACCGUUGCAGCCCGAAGAGCUCUCAUUAGCUGGCUUCUUGACUGUAGUGGGCGAAGACACCAAAACGUCCCCUACAUUAUUCGCCUUCUCAGCUAGACACCAUUCCACAGAAACCUUUUUCACCUCGUCCUUCAUGUCACCUUCUGGUCUUCAUCCUACCUUACAACUCAUGCUUAGCUCUAGUUCACCCCCUGCAUCAGACCGGGAAUGUUCGUUACAUGCUCAUCUUACUUUACCUCGUACCAUAUUUCCCGAUAAAUAUCAGCUAUCUGAUCCCCUAUUCCUGGCAUCCAAAAACCUAAAGGUUCUCCGCCAUAUCACCUCGCCAGUCGACCUCGAAGCUCCAGACUACGCAAUGAACAUCUGGGGUUCUUCUCUACUACUUGAACUCGCACCACCUCAGUCGACCCAAUCAUUCACAGCAGAAAUUUCUCUUCAUCUGCGAUAUCUCUCUCCUACCAAUAACACAGAUGGCUAUACGCCUAUAGAGAUCCCAUACCCAGUCGUAUUCUGGGCAUGCACAGCAGAUGAAGGUAGCAAGUUCUCCGUCAAUCCAUUUGAUCGGGUCAAUCUAGGUUAUGAUGGGUUGUUUGGGCCACAGACUAUGUUUUAUCAUGUUUCGCCAGUAGCUGUACCUGAUGGUAGAUUAAUGAAUACUGUCAUUGUACCAGUACUGGACUUGAAUAAGAGCAAAUGGGUGGAGAUGGGAACCGCCAGCGUGGUUUUAAUGGGAUUCUUGUGGGUUGUCUGGUGCUUGUUUAGUGUUUGGAGAAGGGAAGGAUAUGGCAAAGGAUCAAAGGGGGAGAAGGUAGAUACAAAGAAGAAGCAAUAG